AUGGGAAAUAAUCUGAACUAUUUGCACAUCAGCUUCUUUGUGCAUUUAGAAGGUACUGCUGGCAAGACAUACAAGAUGAUCUCACGCCAGAUUGAUGUGGAGACGCUAGAAGAAGAGGACGACAAUGAUCAAGACGAAGUUGAUGCAACUGAAAAUGACAUUCAUGCACCAACUUAUGUCAAGAUGAAGAAAGAACUGCAGCAGGGACAAUUCAACAUCAUCUAUGCUCAUCCAGAGACUCUUCUAAACAACAAGACAGUUGGACGUCUACUCAGAUCUCCACUUUUCCAAGAAAAAGUCUGCGCUGUUGUUGUUGAUGAAGUGCACAUGAUAUCCGAAUGGGGGGCCAAAAUUCAGAACAGCAUUCAAAAAUUAUCAGAGGUUAUCUGCAUUUUUUCAAAUGCUGCUCAUCUGGCACUGACUGCAACUGCUAACCCUCAAGCCAUUAAAGAACUUGUUGCAGAUCUUCAGAUUGUCGACUUUAAGACGAUCAGAAUAAACCCUGAUCGGGUGAACAUUUUUCUGGAGAUUCAAACUCGUCUGCCAAAUAUCAGGAAACAAGAAAAAUUAGACAACCUAAUUCAACCACUUGCUGAAGACCUGUGUGAUCGUCUGGCUGGAUUCCCUCUUACAGUUGUUUACAUCAACAAUGAUGAGGCACUGGGAUAUUGCUAUCAGUACGUAGCAAGACAUCUAAAGGAAAAGGCAUACAUUCCUAAAGAAUCACCAAUUCCAGAAAACCGGAUUUUUGCUCAGUACCACAAGGCAUACACAGAUGAAAUGAAAACACACAUUGUGUCUGAACUGAGGAAAUACAAACCAAAAAUUAGGUUGGUCCUGGCCACUGUUGCCUUAGGCAUGGGUCUGAAUGCACCUAGCAUACGACGUGUAAUCCAUUUUCAACCCCCUACAACCCUUGAGAAGUAUUUCCAGGAAAUAGGUCGGGCAGGACGAGACGGCAAAAAGUCCAGUGCCCAACUAUUUUACAACAAGAAUGACAUUGCAAAGAAUCGUGAGGAUAUGUCAGAGGCAAUGAUCAAGUACUGCACAAACAGGACCACUUGCUUGAGGUUACAGCUUGUUUCAUAUUUUGGUUUCGAUUCAGUCAUGUUUUCGGAUAACCCAGCUGAUUGUUGCAUUAACUGCAGGACAACUAAGACAGGAAUGUGAAAUUUGUGAUUAUAUAACUUGACUGGGUGUUCUACUACACAGAACGAGUAUGGCCUCACAAAUGUAAUGUAGAGGUACCUGCGGAUUCUGUAAAAAGGGGCUGCUUACACUAACCAUGCUGACAGUGAUGAAUCUCCCUGUGAGUUCCGAGUAUUGUUCGCAACUACAUUUAGAAGGGUGCAUUAUUAUACUUCGUCAGGCGUCCCACGGAACACUUAUUUACUGAAUAAUUGCCUAGACAUAAUGGGAAGUGACUCAGGAUCUGAGAUAGAGGACUCGGUGGCUUAAAGUCCAUAGGA
Molecule: messenger RNA, 1469 nt
Organism: Haliotis rubra (blacklip abalone)
Lineage: Eukaryota; Metazoa; Mollusca; Gastropoda; Lepetellida; Haliotidae
Product: Bloom syndrome protein homolog
Biological process (GO): double-strand break repair via homologous recombination
Cellular component (GO): chromosome; cytoplasm; nucleus
Molecular function (GO): four-way junction helicase activity; nucleic acid binding; ATP binding
Source: RefSeq, a predicted model, not a curated record